This is a messenger RNA of Doryrhamphus excisus (bluestripe pipefish), 1204 nucleotides long. RefSeq names its product mediator complex subunit 7 (gene med7). Lineage: Eukaryota; Metazoa; Chordata; Actinopteri; Syngnathiformes; Syngnathidae. Gene Ontology annotation, biological process: regulation of transcription by RNA polymerase II. The record is from RefSeq and is a predicted model, not a curated record. Gene Ontology annotation, molecular function: transcription coregulator activity. Gene Ontology annotation, cellular component: mediator complex.
CGUGUAUAUGUCCGCCAGUAAACGCAUACCUUCGUCAUCCCCCAUGUCCGCUAAUGUUAAAUGCAAUCUGUCCUGUCACAUAGUAUUCAUAAACCUCCAACAAAACCUUAACGUUGCUUGACCUAAAGAGACAUUUCAGAGACAAGCAUCAUGGGUGAACCACAGCAGGUUAGCGCCCUGCCUCCUCCACCAAUGCAGUACAUCAAAGAGUACACGGAUGAAAAUAUCUGCAAGGGUCUGGCUCCCAAACCACCACCACCUAUCCGAGACAGUUACAUGAUGUUUGGCAACCAGUUCCAGUGUGACGACCUGAUCAUCCGCCCUCUGGAGAGCCAAGGCAUCGAGAGGCUUCAUCCUGUGCAGUUUGAUCACAAACGUGAACUCAAGAAGCUCAACAUGUCUAUCCUGGUGAACUUCCUAGACCUUCUGGACAUCCUUAUUAAGAGUCCUGGUAGUAUAAAGAGAGAAGAGAAGUUGGAGGACUUGAAACUUCUGUUUGUUCACAUCCAUCACCUGAUAAAUGAGUAUAGGCCACAUCAAGCCCGGGAGACUUUGAGGGUGAUGAUGGAGGUGCAAAAGAGGCAGAGACUUGAGACGGCAGAGCGGUUCCAAAAGCACUUAGAGCGUGUCGUUGAGAUGAUCCAGGGGUGCCUUGCCUCCCUGCCGGAUGACUUACCACAGUUGGAGGAAUCUGAAAGUGCUGGAGAUACGACAAGAACUGUGGCUACUGGAAGCAGUGUUGGGUCUUCUGGGCAGGGUCCAAGACUGAAAACAGAGCCUAUGGAAGUAGAGGAAGCAGGAGCAAGCUGUAUGGCAGCUUCUCACCAGAACAAGGGUGCACCUACAAUAAAAAAGGACAAAACAUGGGACAAAGAUGCUGCCAUGUGCAGUAUUAUUGAUAAAAUUGCGUAGAUUUUUGCGAAUGUGGACAUUUUUUGUAAGCUUCUGCAAAUGAUUUUAACAAUGUUUGUGUAAAAAUGUGGGUUAUGUUGUCAUUGGGCUAGAAUACCAGUUAUCUUAUGAAUUUAGUAUAUUUCAAAGCGUUGCAUAUAUUGCUGUAUGGCUGUAUCCAUCCAUGCAUUGUCUGUAAUGAUUAUGCCAGGCAGGACUGCAGAGGAAACAUAAUUUAAAUUACACAAGAUUAGGGUGGCCAACUUUCCUUUUGUAAUAAAGCCAAUAAAAAUAAUCUUUCUCAAACAAUAGU